GUACGGUUUCGUGUGUAUGUAACAAGAAAACGAAAGUGUAUGGAAGUGGGAAGGUGCAGAUUUGUUUCGUGUUUGCUGUCUUUAAAAUGUUUUUUACCUCGCAUAUUUUAAACAAAAGGGUCGUAAAUGAAUAGUUCGUGGUACGUACCUUGUAAUAGUAAAGACGCCAUGAUAGAGGAUUACGAAAUUGCAGUGCCACUUAAUGUAAAAAAUGACGAACCAGUUGAUGCAAAAUUAUUUUGGCAAGGACCCAGAAAAGCUUGGCUUAAACUUUCAGUACUCCAAGGCAAAGAUUUCCCUCCCAUGGAUCCAACUGGUAAGGCAGAUCCUUAUUGUAUUGUAAAAUUUGGAGAUGAGGAGCACUUUACAUCAAUUCAGUACAGAACAGUUGAGCCAGUUUGGAAUCAAACAUUUAUUUUUGAAGUUGAUAACAUUCCUCAGACAGCCUUUUCUUUCCCUUUGUCAACUGUUAACAACAGUGGUGUUCUUCAGCUCUCACAAAUUCCAUUAUGUGAGCUAUUGUAUUACAUUUACAUUGACGUCUGGGACAAAGAUACACUUAAUAGGGAUGACUACAUGGGCCGUGUUAUUAUACCUGUUUCUUCUAUUGAAGUGGGAACUUCAUGCAAGUGGUAUCCAGUUGGACGGACUCCAUCUUCCCCUGCUGCUACUGGUCGCAUUGAAUUAAGUAUAACACUAAAGAGUCUUGAUGAUGCGGAGCCCCUCCCAAGAUGGUGCAUUGAUGAUUUGUUAAUAAAAGAUGGAGAGAAAUGUGCAAAUUUUCAACUUCCAAUCAAAUCAGAGGAUCAGGUAGUUCAAUACCCAGGCACUAGUGAGCAUGUUGAACUGGUUAUUGAUGAUGUGUUGGUUGAAGUCAGUGGCCAUCGUGGUUUGGGAAGAAUUUUUUUAACUGACUACAGAUUAGUUAUUCUAUGCACAGAUGCGAGCUCAACAAAUCUGGCUAAAACAUCAGAUUUAUCAAUGUGGGUUCCCUUGAAUUUAAUCACCAGUGUAGAGCGUGGUGAUGAGCAAAAGGUCAUUAGAAAAACUGAAUCUGGCAAUGCCGGUGUUACUGAUGUAAAAACACUUGUUUUAAAAUGUGAAGACUUUCGAACGAUACGAUUUACAUUUUUAAAAUCCAAACCAAACGUCCAUUCCUAUUUAGAAACAAAGACACACACUUUAGAUGAAGUAAAGGAGCUUGAAGAAGAUAUUGAAGAUUUAUCACCUAUACUAGACCGCACAUUAAGUGUGGCAUCAAAAGCCGAUGUUACGUUGGGAAGAAAAAUGGAAAUGAAAAGACAAGAUACUUCAAUAUUGGAAGCAGUAGCGGUGGAUAACAAACCUAAAAGUGGUUGUGUAUCAAGAAUGUUUCACAUAUUUCAUAAAAGACUUAAAUUUAUUGUUUGGAAUGCAAACAGAUUCCCUCCUGCCAAAGCAUUUAUGAGUUGCAGACCUGAUUUCUAUUUGAAUGGUUGGGAUGUUUAUAAUCCAGAAUUGGAGUUUCAACGACAAGAGAUCAGUGAUUCAUGGAAACUGUCGAAAUUGAAUGGAGAUUACUCUAUAUCACAUUCUUACCCAAAACAUAUGUAUGUGCCAUCAUCUGUUAAGGAUGCUGACAUAGAAGGUUCUGCUAUAUUUCGAUCUAAGGGUCGCAUUCCUUCGCUUACGUGGUUUCAUAAGAGUAAAAAAACAUUUAUUAUGAGAUGUUCUCAACCAAAAAUCGGAACAAUGGGAAAGUUUUCAGUUGAGGAUGAAAACUUUGUGCAAGCAGCCAGACAUAUCAGUCCAACAAAAAGACUGGUUAUAUUCGAUGCUCGAUCGAUGCUUGCAGCAGGAGGAAAUCGGUUAAAGGGUAAAGGAACGGAAGAUAUUGUUAACCGUUAUCAUGGCAUGAAACUUCUUUUUUUGGACAUUGCUAAUAUUCAUGCUAUGAGAGAUAGUAUUGAUAAAUUGCAGACCGUAUGUGAGUCUGUACAAGAAAAUAAAUGGCUGUCGCAGUUGGAAUCGACACAAUGGCUGUCCCACAUUAGAUCAGUGCUAAAGGGUGCCGCUUUGCUUGCACAUUACGUGACUGAGAAAAAUACUUCUGUUCUUGUUCAUUGUUCUGAUGGAUGGGAUCGAACACCACAACUCACUGCAUUGGCCCAGAUAUUGUUGGAUCCUUAUUAUCGAACCUUUGAUGGGUUUAAGGUUUUGGUGAUGAAAGAUUGGAUAUCAUUUGGUCAUCGAUUUAGCGAUCGUUUGGGCGACCCUUUAGCACCUUCACAAAGAUCGCCAGUUUUUCUCCAGUUUCUUGACUGCGUCUGUCAGAUAUUGAUUCAAUUUCCAAGUUGUUUUGAAUUUACCCAGGGGUAUCUUGUUCGAAUUGCAGAGCACUUGAACUCUGGAUGGUUCGGCAAUUUUUUGUGUAACACGUUAAAAGAAAGAGAACAAGAGAAUAUUGUCAGAACAACUGUUUCAAUAUGGGCUCACUUGGACGCAAUGCAAGAAGAAUUUAGAAAUCCUCAGUUCAAACCAACCGAUGAAACUUUGAUGCCCAUUUGUAGUCUACGACGUUUAUAUUUCUGGAAUGAAUAUUAUUUACGCUUUGACGACGUUGCAUUUUCUGGUGUCGAAGCUUUAGAAGAUUUUGAAGACACUAAAGAGUUGGAGGACUUGAUGAGCCCGGCUAAUACCGUUGUUUGGGUUCCGGACGAACGCGUGCGAGAGUGUCAUGAUUGCAAACAGAAGUUUACUGGUAUUAGGAGAAGACAUCACUGCAGAGCAUGUGGUCAAGUGUUUUGUGGUGGCUGUACCCGACAUCGAGCAAGAUUACCUUACCUAGGAUACAACUCUCCUGAAAGAGUAUGUGACGUAUGUUGGGUCAUCGUGUCUAAAGUAGGAUCUGAUGAAGAGGAUGAAUAUGAGAUCAUAACUGAAGAGCCCUCCACUAUUGGUUGUUUCUGAAAAAAGAAUAUACGUAUCAAGACAAACAUUUCACAGAUGAAGGCUACUCAAUCUCCUUUGACAAGAGGCCAAUUCUUAGCGGGAAAUACAUGUUCAGGUUUACAGUGACUGUAAUUUUGGACGAAAGAUAUAAAAAGACGUAUAUUUAUUAGCAGUUAUAAAAAGGUUUUUAGACAAAUUGUAGUUCUUAUUUUCAAGUGCUCGUUUCAUAAGUUUAGUAGUUUUGUAUAAAAUUGGAUCUGCAAGUUUGAUUAAUAAAGGUCUUGCUAUUCAAACGAAACGUUUUUACUGCUUUGUGUCGGAUAAUUCGUAAGCUUACCCCACUUGUUGGCAAAAGUUGGUCUUACAAGUUUUGGCCUAUUCUGUUUUGUUUUUUGAAAAAAUUAUUUUUUUAUUACGUAUUUGAAUUUUUACAUGCUGCAAUUUGUAAAUAGCAUAGCGAUAAAUAUUUCACAAUUGUUAAGAUUUUUUUUUUUCUCUCCCGUAACGCGACGGAAGGUAAUUCGCUCAAUUUUCAGUCUCGUUCUUUUGUCCCUAUUCUGUGGCCAAAUGGUACUACAUUGGCAUUUUCACUGGUAUUUAUUUUCGCGAAUUUCAGUUUGUUUUGCGAAAUUCACUUGAGCAUUGAUUCGUGGAAGUUAAUGUUUCGCGUAAAAAUUACGGUCAAGAAGGGUCUAUUUUAAAGUUCAAUCCUCAAGAUUUUUAAGGUUAACUUAUGCUUAUUUUUGAAGUAAGUGCUUGCAAAAUUUCUUAAAUUACGAUUUGCAAAAAAUACAUGCUCGUAAAAAUUUUUAUAACUUACUCGCGAAAUUCAAAAUUUGGGUGAAUCUUCCCAUUCUCAAGUUUGUCCACUCACGACGGCUUAUAAAUUGUUUAGCGAAACAACUAGGGUCUAUUCUGACUAAAAAAUAUCUCUGACUUUUUUUAAAUUUUGGUGGUUGUUUUGAAAAAUUGCUGAAAAACUAAGAGAUGGCAGCAGAAAUAGACAAAGUUUGAAAAACAUGCCACGAAAAAAUUAAAAUAAUAAAAAAUUUGCCCGAACUUUUAUUUGAAGCAAAAUCAAAACCACGAGUUUUGCGAGAACUAUAGGCAUAGGUGUUGAUUAUUAUAUGUUCAAGGUCUUAUAUUAACAUGUACAGUUAAAAUCCAUUGUCAUCUACAAAAAAACAUGAUUUUGAACCGAUUUCAAAAAUAACCAAGUGACAAAAUCUCAA
This is a messenger RNA of Hydractinia symbiolongicarpus, 4163 nucleotides long. RefSeq lists its product as uncharacterized. Gene Ontology annotation, biological process: dephosphorylation. The coding region runs from base 127 to 2949 and encodes 940 amino acids. Lineage: Eukaryota; Metazoa; Cnidaria; Hydrozoa; Anthoathecata; Hydractiniidae. Gene Ontology annotation, molecular function: phosphatidylinositol-3,5-bisphosphate 3-phosphatase activity; metal ion binding. The transcript has 23 exons. The record is from RefSeq and is a predicted model, not a curated record.